This is a messenger RNA of Dermochelys coriacea (leatherback sea turtle), 4503 nucleotides long. RefSeq names its product solute carrier family 2, facilitated glucose transporter member 3-like. Gene Ontology annotation, molecular function: hexose transmembrane transporter activity. The transcript is spliced from 10 exons. Gene Ontology annotation, biological process: monosaccharide transmembrane transport. The record is from RefSeq and is a predicted model, not a curated record. NCBI's taxonomy places the organism in Eukaryota, Metazoa, Chordata, Testudines, Dermochelyidae. Gene Ontology annotation, cellular component: membrane. Bases 380 to 1882 code for a protein of 500 amino acids.
CAAAUGCCUUUUAAGGGGAGAAGGAAAAUGCCUUAUCUAAAUUUCCAGUGAUGAAACAUUGAAGUCACAAAAUUGGGCAGGGUCACAAGACUGUUUUUGGUUUUUUUGCUUAUUACAGGACCUGGGCGGGGUCUUGUCUGGCUCAGUUCCUCCCUAAUAUCCGCACCUCCCAGCAGAAACCAUAAAUAGAUUGCUCUAAGGCAGCUCCUCAGCAGAGAGAUAUUGCAAAUUGCACAGAGCAAAAAAUUACAGAGACGGUUCCAGAUAUUCUAUUGUGUGGGAAGCAAAUACACGACAUCUGAGAGAUCGUCAACGACUUCAUUAAGAGGGGGCUGUGGGUGUGCGGUGUCUUGACAUUCCUUGGCAUUUAUCAAGGACCAUGGAGAGCAAAAAGAAAAUUACUUGUCCCCUUCUCUGUGCUGUUUCCAUUGCAGCCAUCGGAUCGCUCCAGUUUGGAUACAACACGGGUGUCAUCAAUGCACCUGAGAAGAUUAUUCAGGCAUUCUUCAAUCAAACAUUGGAGUUCCGGAGUGGGACCCCAACCUCCUCCAAGCUUCUGAUCUCGCUGUGGUCCUUCUCCGUUGCCAUCUUCUCCGUGGGAGGGAUGAUUGGUUCCUUCUCUGUUGGACUUUUUGUCAACCGAUUUGGAAGGCGGAAUUCCAUGCUACUGGUGAACAUCCUGGCCGUCAUAGGUGGCAUCCUGAUGGGCUUUUCCAAGAUGGCAAAAGCAAUAGAGAUGCUGAUCCUUGGCCGCUUUAUCAUUGGCCUCUUUUGUGGCCUCAGCACUGGCUUUGUUCCCAUGUACAUUAGCGAGAUCUCACCCACCGCCCUGCGUGGUGCCUUUGGCACUCUCAACCAGCUGGGCAUUGUUGUGGGCAUCUUGGUGGCACAGAUUUUUGGCUUGAAGGAGAUCAUGGGGAGUGAGAGCCUCUGGCCACUGCUUUUGGGGUUCACUAUUAUCCCAGCCAUCCUGCAGUGUGCUGCUCUGCCCUUCUGCCCUGAGAGUCCCCGUUUCCUGCUGAUCAACAAGAUGGAGGAAGAGAAAGCGCAAGCAGUUCUCCAGAAGCUCCGUGGUACACAGGAUGUGGCCCAAGACAUCCAAGAGAUGAAAGAGGAGAGCACCAAGAUGUCCCAGGAGAGGAAAGCAACAGUGCUGGAACUCUUCCGCUCGCCGAAUUACCGCCAGGCCAUCAUCAUUGCCAUCAUUCUCCAGCUCUCCCAGCAGCUCUCAGGCAUCAAUGCUGUGUUCUAUUACUCCACGGGGAUUUUCGAAAAAGCUGGUGUCAAGCAGCCUGUCUAUGCCACCAUUGGUGCUGGUGUGGUUAACACGGUCUUCACUGUCGUAUCGCUGUUCCUGGUGGAGCGUGCAGGGCGCAGGACCCUUCAUUUGGUCGGCUUGGGUGGCAUGGCUCUCUGUGCCAUUCUCAUGACCGUAGCUUUGACACUUAAGGAUGUUUUGAGCUGGAUUAGUUAUAUCAGCAUCGUUGCUAUCUUUGGCUUUGUGGCCUUUUUUGAAAUUGGCCCCGGUCCUAUUCCCUGGUUCAUUGUGGCUGAACUCUUCAGUCAAGGUCCCCGUCCUGCAGCUGUGGCAGUGGCUGGUUGCUCCAACUGGACCUCCAAUUUCUUGGUGGGAAUGCUCUUCCCCUAUGCAGAGAAAUUGUGUGGUCCCUAUGUCUUCAUCAUCUUCAUUGUUUUCCUGGUCAUCUUCUUUGUUUUCACCUUCUUCAAAGUCCCAGAGACCAGGGGCAGGACUUUUGAAGACAUUUCCAGGGGCUUUGAAGGACAAGUGGAAGGAAGUGGCACCAUUGCAGCAGUGGAGAAAAGCCCCAUGGUGGAACUGAAGGGCAUAGAGUCUGCUAAUGAUGUUACCUCAAAUAUUUAAUGCACCCCUUCUUGAUCCUUUUUCAUUGUUAAAGAAAUAAGCAGAGAGUCUUUCAAGGACUGGGCAGAGAUAUACGUCAGGAGAAAAUCUAGAACAAUUUAAAAAUUGCUGCUAUUUUAUUCUUCCCCUCGCACUACUCCCUUCCACAUUUCUGCCAAGCCCUGCCAGGGUUAAGAUGGUCCAAAGUGGGAAGGGCUCAUCUGCUUUCAACACUGGAGGGCAUCAGGAGCAAAAAUAACCUCAUCUCCACCUGUUAUGCACUUGAGGAGGAGAACAUAUGGGCAAUAUUUUUGCUGUUAUCACCUUUAAUUGCUCCUAGGGAUUAAGGUAUUUUUGUGCAUAGCAACCUCUUAUGUUUUUUAAACUUACUAUUAUUUUUGUAUAGUGAGCUAAAGCAACCAAACAACUCCACAGUGCCGGCUCUUCCCACUUUUAAUUCAGUUCCACUGUGUGUAUGCAGUAUUACACUGGAAUUUAAUGUAAUUACCAAAAUGCAAAAAGCCAUCAUGUCAUAUUUACUGUCUGGUGGGUGCCUCAGGAGAAGGAGACCAAGUUACCACAGAGGGUUCUUUUUCCCUUUUCUUUUUUGUACAGCUAGUCUGAAAGCUCAGUUUUACCUUGGUUUAUUUAUUUGUGUGUCAAUUUAGUUGUAAAUAUUUAUUUUUUUUAAUAUGUAAAAAUAUGUACAGAUAAUGAAGCAGAAGAUGUUUAUGAUAAAUAAUUAUUUUUAAGAGAUGAUGCUGUAGGUUUGAGGUGCAAUAAAACCGUAAAGCAGAAAUGUGGUACUAAAGAGAAAAAUUGCACUCAGGUUGUACAUGAAACGGAGCUGAUUAUGGCUCCAUUAAAGGACAUUUCUGUCCUCCAGACACAAAUUUAAAAAAAUUGAGUACUAGAGAGAAUAAGCAAGUGACAGUAUUUGUGUACAUUCUUGUGGGUCCACCAACAUUCUUAUGUUCUUCAGGAUUUUUUGGUGGCUAUGUUAAAUAAUGGUCACAAGAUUACUUGAAAAUUGCAGUAUUACAGCAAAAGGGCAUUGUUAUUUGACACUAUUUUCAGUCACGAUUAGUUCUUGUGGAGGCUGGGUGAUUAUUUCAGGCCAGACGCUCACUCAUCCAACCCUCAUUUCUUGAAAUUUGGCUUCUCUGUUCCUCUUUUCUAACAGUAAAGGAACUCUGAAAGAGACAGAUUGUAAUUUAAAGAGAUGUGUGUAUAAAAAAAAUUUCCAAAACUGUAUAUUCUUAUCAAUUGUUCGUAUAGUUAAACUUUAGACAAAUGUACAUAGCAUGAACCUUCUGGAUACAGGACUAGUUAUCCAAGACACGAAGGACUCUGUAAAGGUAGAAAUGAAGGAAUAGAGACCAAAGCUCCUGAACCUGAUAGCCAGACGGAAAGAUGUUUAGUCCAUGGCUAUAAUGUAAAUUUUUGCUACAGGGGCUGGGCUGUCCAUUCUGGAGGCUCCAGGGAAUACUGUAAUGUAUUGUGUGUGUGUGUGUGUGUGUGUGUGUGUACACUACUGCCCUCAACUAGAUGGGAUAUGUCAGAGACAUUCAGUUAAUGAUGGUCCCUCCUCCUGUCUCUUAGUUGCCAGAGGACUGAAAAGUUCCUUUAGCUUAGCAGAACAAGACUUAGUGCAUAUAGUACAUUUGAAUUGGAGGGUUGAGAGCUCUGUUUCACUGACUGGAAUACUCAGUAGGGAGAAAGAAGGAGAGUCCAGUGUGGUUAGGCCCAUUGACACUCCAUCAACAUCUGUGUAGGAAGUCCAAACUCAAACUCCAGCACUGAGCACCUCUGCAUUUUUGGAUUGAAACAAACUCUGGAUCUGAAUUAAUAGCCUGGGUCCAUUUACACCAAAGCUAGAAUUACAUGGCUGGACUUCAUACAACAUGCAGCUGGGAAGUUAGUAUGCCUGACCUCAUCCCAUAGCUGGCUAAAGAAAACAAAAAUACAACAAUAGUCCCCAAAUCAUCUGAGGGCAUAUCUUGGUUAUUGCCCCCAAGAACCAUGCCCGAGGUUCCUUACCAUGUAUUCUCCAGGGUUUGCUCUAGUCUGAGUUUUAAAUAACUCAAGUGAUGAAGUCUCCACCCCUUCCCUUGUGGACAAUGAUUGCAAAGUCCGGUAAAUUUUGCUGCUGGGAAAUAUUUCCUGUGAUUUGACAAGAACAUUUCCCUCCUCGCUCAAUUUCAUCAACUUACUCCUAGGUCUUCCACCCACACCCACCUUCCUCGGACUUCCUCUCCCUCCUUGCUGUUUACGUCUUUCAGAGUGUGUAGACGGUUAUACUCCCCUCUUUCAUCAUUUGGCUAAAUUAUAUAGAUUUCAUUCAUUUGAUUCUCCUCAUAACUCUGAUCCCUUAAUCAUUUGUGGAAGGUACAGCUUUCCGGUUGUAUGUCUGUAUCUAAGGAAAGGAAAUUCCCCUCCAGCUGGGCAUUAGAGCAUUGCAUACAGCACAUCAGGGAGUUUGUAUGAUGCCUUGGACUUUCACUCUAUCUUAGUUUGUCUCUUUCUCUCUCUCUUUCUCUAUGUCUGCAGUAUGAGUAUUGCCGAUGGAUUUUAUAUGCUUAAUUAUUAAUUUAUGAUUGUGUUACAUGUUUCUAAAAUAAAAACUGUGGAUGUAAAUAUUA